Cryptomeria japonica (Japanese cedar) is the source of this 1019-nucleotide messenger RNA. RefSeq lists its product as uncharacterized. Gene Ontology annotation, biological process: protein quality control for misfolded or incompletely synthesized proteins. The transcript has a single exon. The coding region runs from base 96 to 827 and encodes 243 amino acids. Gene Ontology annotation, molecular function: ATPase binding; ATP-dependent peptidase activity; serine-type endopeptidase activity. The record is from RefSeq and is a predicted model, not a curated record. Lineage: Eukaryota; Viridiplantae; Streptophyta; Pinopsida; Cupressales; Cupressaceae. Gene Ontology annotation, cellular component: endopeptidase Clp complex.
CACGGCCAUUACCUACUUUAAAAAAAAAAAAAAAAUCCAUUUCCAGGCCUUAAUUUGGUCCCCCGAGACCAACCCUCUUGCGAAAGCAAGAAGCAAUGAAGGGCAACAGGAUUUUCUCAGCACUGUCGUCAAUCUUGAUCAGAAACAAUGCACGCUCAAAUUUUCAGGUCACAAGACAAUAUGGUUUAGUACCCAUGGUGAUAGAACACACAUCCAGAGGAGAAAGGGCCUAUGACAUAUUCUCAAGACUCCUCAAAGAAAGAAUAGUGUGCAUCAAUGGUGCCAUAGAUGAUGACACUGCAUCUCUAGUAGUAGCCCAAUUGCUAUUCCUAGAGUCAGAAAAUCCAGAGAAACCUAUCAGUCUGUACAUAAAUUCUCCUGGUGGGGUUGUGACUGCGGGGCUUGCAAUAUAUGAUACUAUGCAGUACAUAAAGAGCCCAGUGAGCACACUGUGUGUAGGGCAGGCUGCUUCAAUGGGGUCUCUGUUGUUGACAGCAGGGGCUAAGGGGGAGAGGAGGUCACUGCCCAAUGCCAGGGUCAUGAUUCACCAGCCCUCUGGUGGGGCAAGUGGCCAGGCUUCUGACAUUGCCAUCCAGGCUAAAGAAAUCCUUAAAACCAGAGAGAGGCUCAAUGGUUUGUAUGCCAAACAUACCGGCCAGGAGAUUGAUAGGAUUGAGAAGUGCAUGGAGAGGGACAUGUUUAUGUCUCCCGACGAGGCCAAGGAAUUUGGGCUUGUGGAUGAGGUUAUUGAACACAGGCCAAUUUCUCUUGUAACUGAUGCUGUGGAUACCAAGAAAAAAGAGAAGUCACCUAAAAGCAACAGCUAAGUUUUUUGCAUCUGGAUUUUUGUGUUUCUGAAGAGCAAAGAGAUUUUAUAAUUUGGAUUUAAUGAAGAAGCUGAAUAGCAGCCAAGUUUUUAGGCGUAAGGCAGGCUUUAUGUUUUUCUCACUUAUAUUAUCAGGAGUUUUGAGAUUAUAUGAUUUGAAAUAAUUUCAAGGGUUUUGGUAGGGUUUAAUGUG